Messenger RNA from Plasmodium berghei ANKA, 1206 nucleotides. Its product is annotated as ribosome-recycling factor, putative. Gene Ontology annotation, cellular component: mitochondrion. Gene Ontology annotation, biological process: translation. The record is from RefSeq and is a predicted model, not a curated record. The transcript has a single exon. Bases 1 to 1206 code for a protein of 401 amino acids. Gene Ontology annotation, molecular function: ribosomal large subunit binding. NCBI's taxonomy places the organism in Eukaryota, Apicomplexa, Aconoidasida, Haemosporida, Plasmodiidae.
AUGCUGCAAAAACAUGCCUUUGGCUUUGCUUUUUUUUUCGGUAUUAUUAUUUUGAGUAUCACAACUGGAAUUAAAUGUGUGUAUUUGAAAAGACAGAUUAAUGAACAUUUAUUUGAAACUUCACAACAUAAAUAUCCUAGUUUUUUUUUAGGAUAUAAAUAUAAUAUAAAAAACAGGAAUUUUUUAAAAAAUCACAAAAAUAUAAAAUACCAUAACAAAAAAGAAAGUGAAAAAAAAAAAAAUAAUCCGCAUUUGCUGUAUGGUCAUAAAAAAAAAAAUAAAAAUAAUAUUGAAGAUAAAAAUUUAGAACAAACUUUAAAAACUAAAAUAUCGACAAAAUGGAAUCAAACAAAUAAAAAUGAAAAAGGGAAAGGUGGUGAAAUAACUUAUGACGAAGAUGAUGAACAUAUAGAAAUGAAAGAGGAUGUCGAAAAUGAAAAAAAAACAAAUAAAUCAAUUUCAAAAGAUAUUAAAGAAGAAAUUAAAAAAAAAAAUAAUGAAACAUUAAUACUAAAAAAUUGUAGUAUAAAAAAAAAUAAAUUAAAUAAUAUUAUGAACCAGAAUGAAGAGGAUAAUUCUAUACAUGAACAAACAAAUGAAACGAAAGAAAAUGAAGAAGAAAUAAAUGAGCAAGUUGAAAAUGAAGAAGAAGAAGAAAUAAUUAUUACAGAAGAUGAGUUUGGAAACUUAAGCAAAUUAUGUUCUGAAAAAAUGAAUAAAGUUUAUGAACAUAUAAAAAAAGAGUCAUACAGAUUUAAUUUAAAUAAUGUUUCAAGUGCAAUGUUUGAAAAUGAGAAAGUAAAAAUAAAUGAACGAAUAUAUACAAUAAAUCAUAUAUGUCAUAUAAAAAAGAAAGAAAAUUUAUUUAUUAUAACUCCUUAUGAUCCUUAUUUUGUUAAUUUUAUUUAUCUUCAUUUUACUAAAGAAUAUAGCGAAUUAAAAUUUUAUAUAAAAGAUAAAUCAAUAUGUGCUGUUAUACCACCUUUGUCUGAACAUUUAAAAAAUGAAAUUAAAAAUAAAAUUAAAGACAAAAUAGAGGAAUCAAAAAUAACUCUAAGAAAUGUUCGAAAAAAAUUUAUGAACAAACUAGAAAAAAUUAAAAAUUAUAUUGGGAAGGAUAUUUAUUUUAAACAAAAAAACCAUAUCCAAAGCUUACAUGACCAGACAAAAAAAAAAAUUGAAAAAAUAUUUAACGAGGCGAUAUAA